AUGUUCUCUCACACCCCAACUCCUAAGAGCGAUCAGGUCGCUCUCAUCAGCAAGCCUGUCAUACAAGAGCACAACGAUGUUGUUGUGGAGCAAAUUCACCCAGAUAAGCCAGACUACCAAGACUGCCCAGAAUUCCAGGCAGCCCGCAAGCACGAAGCCUUCUUACAACAUAUUCACGCCUCGUCAGCAUGGAUGGGUGAAAUGUAUUUCAGCAAGAUGUCUGAUCAAACACGGCAAGAUUUCGACGAAAGUACCGACAAGACUAAACGAUACUGGGCGCAACAUCCCGACCUUUUCUUGCUCCAUUUUGGUAACUCUGGAUCGAGCUCUGAGGCAUCCAGUGGGAAUCAGUCAACGCUGCCGACGCAGGUUUCGUCUGAUCCUGCUGAAGAUGAUGGGCACGGUGGUUACAAGACUAUCAUCCACGCACCAAGGCCGCGACGCAAGCAGAACAUUGCUGCCGACUGCGAGGAAAUGGUCAAACGAGCUGAAGGCUACGACCCAAUUUCCUCUGCUGCCUACGACGCUGGCCACGAUGCGCCCGACAGAUCUUCGGGGCAGCCUGGCAACUACGAGACGUCCCAGACUGGGUGGCAACAACGUCUAUAUGCAUUGUGGGGACGACAUCAGAACUACACGCGACCGAGCUUCGUUCAUUGGUAUCCUGAGGAGUAUACACAGUGGUCGCAGGGUCAACAGUUACCUCCGUAUCAGCAAUGUCAUCCCCAGCCACCACCAGGGUACUCGCAAUACCAUGCUGCCCAGCCGAUGUAUACGCCUGAGUAUCAUGCUCGGUACCAGCAGCAGUAUAUCCCAUGGCAGCCAGGAUUUGGCUACUACCGACAGUUGCCAGUACAGUGGCCAGCAUAUGCGCCACAUCAACGCCCGCGUCCUAGCAGUUAUGCGGAAGAGAUGACACGGAUGGGCUUCGCACGAUGA
Molecule: messenger RNA, 939 nt
Organism: Alternaria infectoria
Lineage: Eukaryota; Fungi; Ascomycota; Dothideomycetes; Pleosporales; Pleosporaceae
Exons: 1
Coding region: 1-939 (312 amino acids)
Source: RefSeq, a predicted model, not a curated record